Zasmidium cellare ATCC 36951 is the source of this 1332-nucleotide messenger RNA. RefSeq lists its product as uncharacterized. Gene Ontology annotation, molecular function: transmembrane transporter activity. The record is from RefSeq and is a predicted model, not a curated record. Bases 1 to 1332 code for a protein of 443 amino acids. Gene Ontology annotation, biological process: transmembrane transport. Gene Ontology annotation, cellular component: membrane. NCBI's taxonomy places the organism in Eukaryota, Fungi, Ascomycota, Dothideomycetes, Mycosphaerellales, Mycosphaerellaceae. The transcript has 7 exons.
AUGAAAGCGCUGGUCGGUGUGUGCACUUGCGAAAAUGUUGACAGCCUAGAGGAGUUCACGCCGGCGCAGCAGCGUAGAAUCAAACGAAUCAUCGAUUGGCGACUGAUUCCCGCGCUUGAAAUUAUGUACGGCGCCUCGCUAAUGGACCGAAAGAACAUAUCGAACGCCUUCAUCACACUGUCGUUCUUCAUCACGUACACUCUAUUCUCACUCCCAAUGCCAAUCCUAUGCCGGAAGAUGGGCUCGCCACGCCUCCUUCCUGGACUCUGUUUCAUGUGGGGCUGCGUAAUCAUCGGUUUCGGCUUUGCAAAGCAUUGGUCUGAUCUCGUAGGCCUUCGAAUUGUUCUGGGCUUCAUAGAGGACGGGUUCUUUCCCGGCUGUAUCUACCUCCUGUCGACCUGGUUCACCCGCUACGAAGUGGCCAAGCGCUAUGCGGUCUUUUAUGCCAUCGGCGGCAUCGGCACUGCCUUGACUGGAAUUCUUGCGUACGGUAUGAUGCAGCUGGAUGGUUUGGGCGGACUCGCGGGUUGGCAGUGGAUCUUAGUGCUUCAGGGGCUGCUGACCUGCGUCUGCGCAGUCAUUGGCGGUCUUGCCAUCGUGCAGUUUCCAUAUGUCGAGAAGAAAAAGCCGUCCCGCUGGUUUCUCAAGCCCGAGGAGAUCGACUUUGUGGUGAGGAGAUUGGAACAAGAUCGCUCGGACGUGGACGCCGAGCCAUUCUCGUUCAGAAAGUACUUCCAGGCUGCAAAAGACAUCAAGGUCUGGGGCUUCGCUCUCGUCUUCUUCUGCACGACUACCGUCGCAUAUCCGUUUGCGUUCUUCCUUCCUAUAAUCCUUCACGAUACGCUCGGUUUCGGCUUAGCAUUGUCGCAGUCACUAGUCGCGCCUCCGUAUGUGAUGGCGGUUCUCAUAAUGUAUGCGACUGCUUGGUAUAGCGACAGGUAUCGCAGUCGCGCGCCCGCCAUAGUCUUCAACUGCGCCGUGGCUCUGACCGGUUUGCUCAUCCUGGGUUUCGCAUCGAGAGGGUCGGCACGGUACUUUGGGGCCUUCCUGGCCGCGGCGGGGGCGAGUGCGAACAUGACAGCAACGUUAGCGUACCAGGCAAACCGCGUGCGUGGGCAGUGGAAGCGGGCCUUCUCUAGCGCUACCUUGAGCAGUCUGGGUGGAAUUGGCGGCGUCUGUGGUAGUUUGAAAUUUCGGUCACAAGAUGCUGGCCACCGUCGUCAUAGUAUCACCUGUGCAACAUUGUCGCUGUACUUCUGGCUGCAGAACAAACGAGCGGAUCGUGGGGAGAUCGUUAUCAAUAAGUUGCCAGGGUUCCGAUACACUCUUUGA